AUGGCCUCGCUGGACCUGCCUUACCGCUGUCCGCGUUGCGGGGAACACAAGCGAUUCCGGAGCCUGUCCUCCUUGCGGGCUCACCUGGAGUACAACCACACCUACGAGACCCUCUAUGUCCUCUCCAAAACCAACAGCAUCUGCGAUGCCACCGUUUUCCCCCUGGCGUCCGACACCACCCUCCUGACGCCCACCGCCCGCCGGGACAUCUUUGAGAGCACCUCCUUCCAGGGCAAGGAGCAGCGCUUCACCUGCGACCUCAUCGCCACUGCCACCACCGAGGAGCUGGACCCGUCGUCCUCGCCCAUCGCGUCUCGCUACGUCCACGAGAUCGAGAUCCCCCUGACCGAGAUCUUCACCCGCAAGGCUAUGACCUCGGCCACCACGCCUCCCGCCGCUGCGGCCGCCGCAGUGGCUGCCGUCGACGCGGCCUACGAGGAAGGACUGACCCGCCUCAAGAUCCGGGCCUUUGAGAAGCUGGAGGUGGACAAGCGGCUGGAGAAGCUGACCGAGGAAGUGGAGCAGAAGAUCGCCUCCCAAGUCGGCCGGCUCCAGGUGGAGCUGGACCGCAAGAGCUCAGAGCUGGAGAAGGCCAAGCAGGAGAGCAUCCGGCUCAGCCGGGAGAAGCAGGAGCUGGAGGAGAGGGCCGUGGAGCUGUCCCGCCAGGUGGACGUCAGCGUGGAGAUGCUGGCGUCCCUCAAGCAAGACCUGGUGCAGAAGGAGCAGGAGCUGAGCCGCAAACAACAGGAAGUUAUCCAGAUCGACCAGUUCCUGAAGGAGACGGCGGCCCGCGAGGCCAACGCUAAAGUCCGCCUCCAGCAGUUCAUCGAGGAGCUCCUGGAUCGGGCCGACCGAGCCGAGAAGCAGCUGCAGAUCAUCAGUAGCAGCUGCGGGACGACCCCCAACUGUAGCCUAGGGAGGUGCAGCGUGUCUGGAUCCAAAAGCACAGGAAGACCGAGAGACAGGCACUCGGUUCCCGGAGCAACAGCACACAGUUCAUAUGCGGUUUCCAACCAAAGAUCAUCUUCCAGCACCGGAGCCUCUAGCCGUGCCAAAGCCGUCUCCCAGAGCUCUGGCUGCUACGACAGCGACAGCCCCGAGCUGUACCAGGGGGACGAGAACGCCGACGGGCAGUCCUACCAGGGCGGACAGAACCGAGGUUCGGACAGUGCUUUUGACAGGCCUGGUGGAGUGAGGGCUUCGGGUCUCCGCAGGCAGGCCAUCCAGAACUGGCACCGCCGUCCUUACCGCAACAGCACCGAGGGCGAGGAAGGAGACAUCUCUGACGUGGGCUCCAGGACCACCGAGUCGGAGGCUGAGAUGUGGGAGACCGAGCCCCCGGCAGAGGCUCAGCAAGAGAAUUUCUCCAGGUCCAGAAACAGCUCGAGGCUGCAAGCCAGGUCUGAAGGAGGGAAGGCAGUCCGGCCGGAGAGAGGCAGCCCAGCUCGCUCAAACGAGGUCAUCAGCCCCGAGAUCCUCAAGAUGCGAGCCGCUCUCUUCUGCAUUUUCACGUACCUCGACACCAAGACGCUGCUGAGGGCAGCUGAGGUCUGCAAGGACUGGAAGUUUGUGGCACGGCACCCUGCCGUGUGGACCCGGGUGCUGCUGGAGAACGCCAGGGUGUCGUCUAAGUUCCUGGUCAUGCUGUCACAGUGGUGCACCCAAACACACUCCCUCACCCUCCAGAAUCUCAAGCCCCGGCAGAGGGGGAAGAAGGAGACCAAGGAGGACUACAUGAAAAGCACACGGGGCUGCCUCGAAGCUGGCCUGGAGUCGCUGUUGAAGGCCACCGGAAGCAACCUCUUGAUUCUCCGGAUUUCGCACUGCCCCAACAUCUUGACAGAUCGCUCCCUCUGGCUGGCCAGCUGCUACUGUCGAGCACUCCAAGCCGUCACCUACCGGAGUUCCACGGACCCCGUUGGCCAUGAGGUUAUCUGGGCGCUGGGAGCAGGCUGCAGAGACAUCAUCUCCCUACAGGUGGCGCCGCUGCACCCUUGCCAGCAACCAACCCGCUUCAGUAACCGCUGCCUGCAGAUGAUUGGGCGGUGUUGGCCACAUUUGAGGGCGCUGGGCGUCGGCGGAGCAGGUUGCGGAGUGCAAGGAUUGGCUUCCUUAGCCCGGAACUGCAUGCGCCUGCAAGUGUUGGAGCUGGACCACGUGACGGAGGUGAACCAGGAAGUGGCGGCCGAGGUGUGUCGGGAAGGCCUGAAGGGGCUGGAGAUGCUGGUCUUGACAUCCACCCCGGUCACACCCAAAGCCUUGCUGCAUUUCAACAGUGUUUGCCGGAACCUGAAGUCCAUCGUGGUCCAGGUUGGGAUCUCGGACUACUUUAAGGAACCAAACAGUUCUGAGGCCAGGAAGAUGUUUGAGGAAAUGGUGACCAAACUCCAGGCCCUGAAGAAGAGGCCGGGCUUUUCAAAGAUUUUGCACAUUAAGGUGGAAGCUGGCUGUUAA
Zootoca vivipara (common lizard) is the source of this 2454-nucleotide messenger RNA. RefSeq names its product F-box protein 41 (gene FBXO41). The record is from RefSeq and is a predicted model, not a curated record. Gene Ontology annotation, molecular function: protein binding. NCBI's taxonomy places the organism in Eukaryota, Metazoa, Chordata, Lepidosauria, Squamata, Lacertidae.